AUGCCGUGUACGAGCAAGCUAUGCGAAGAAGAACAAAGUAAGGAAGAAGAACAAAGUAAGGAAGAAGAACAAAGUAAGGAAGAAGAACAAAGUAAGGAAGAAGAACAAAGUAAGGAAGAAGAACAAAGUAAGGAAGAAGAACAAAGUAAGGAAGAAGAACAAAGUAAGGAAGAAGAACAAAGUAAGGAAGAAGAACAAAGUAAGGAAGAAGAACAAAGUAAGGAAGAAGAACAAAGUAAGGAAGAAGAACAAAGUAAGGAAGAAGAACAAAGUAAGGAAGAAGAACAAAGUAAGGAAGAAGAACAAAGUAAGGAAGAAGAACAAAGUAAGGAAGAAGAACAAAGUAAGGAAGAAGAACAAAGUAAGGAAGAAGAACAAAGUAAGGAAGAAGAACAAAGUAAGGAAGAAGAACAAAGUAAGGAAGAAGAACAAAGUAAGGAAGAAGAACAAAGUAAGGAAGAAGAACAAAGUAAGGAAGAAGAACAAAGUAAGGAAGAAGAACAAAGUAAGGAAGAAGAACAAAGUAAGGAAGAAGAACAAAGUAAGGAAGAAGAACAAAGUAAGGAAGAAGAACAAAGUAAGGAAGAAGAACAAAGUAAGGAAGAAGAACAAAGUAAGGAAGAAGAACAAAGUAAGGAAGAAGAACAAAGUAAGGAAGAAGAACAAAGUAAGGAAGAAGAACAAAGUAAGGAAGAAGAACAAAGUAAGGAAGAAGAACAAAGUAAGGAAGAAGAACAAAGUAAGGAAGAAGAACAAAGUAAGGAAGAAGAACAAAGUAAGGAAGAAGAACAAAGUAAGGAAGAAGAACAAAGUAAGGAAGAAGAACAAAGUAAGGAAGAAGAACAAAGUAAGGAAGAAGAACAAAGUAAGGAAGAAGAACAAAGUAAGGAAGAAGAACAAAGUAAGGAAGAAGAACAAAGUAAGGAAGAAGAACAAAGUAAGGAAGAAGAACAAAGUAAGGAAGAAGAACAAAGUAAGGAAGAAGAACAAAGUAAGGAAGAAGAACAAAGUAAGGAAGAAGCCAAAGGAAGGAAGAAGCCAAAGUAUCUACCAGGACAAGAACAUAUUUUUGCUUUCUGUGUACCUGGCACUGACCAGCCAUAUGCUACAUAA
Schistocerca americana (American grasshopper) is the source of this 1113-nucleotide messenger RNA. RefSeq names its product cilia- and flagella-associated protein 251-like. The record is from RefSeq and is a predicted model, not a curated record. The transcript has 4 exons. NCBI's taxonomy places the organism in Eukaryota, Metazoa, Arthropoda, Insecta, Orthoptera, Acrididae. Bases 1 to 1113 code for a protein of 370 amino acids.